This is a messenger RNA of Penicillium daleae, 855 nucleotides long. It is a transcript of the gene coq4, whose product is annotated as ubiquinone biosynthesis protein COQ4. Lineage: Eukaryota; Fungi; Ascomycota; Eurotiomycetes; Eurotiales; Aspergillaceae. The record is from RefSeq and is a predicted model, not a curated record. Gene Ontology annotation, cellular component: mitochondrion; mitochondrial inner membrane. Gene Ontology annotation, biological process: ubiquinone biosynthetic process. Bases 1 to 855 code for a protein of 284 amino acids. The transcript is spliced from 2 exons.
AUGUCGGUUCUGGGGAGGCGAGGAGCUUGCGAGCUUCGAUCUUUGGCUACUUCCCGCUCACCAUAUUCCGCGAACGCUUUGCGGCCCUUCUCCAUUCUCAACCGUCCGCAGCCAAAUUAUCCUGGCCAUGUCCCAUUGACUACUAUUGAGCGUGGUGCUUUGGCUAUCGGUUCAGCAGUCGGGUCUCUGAUCAACCCACGGAGAGCAGACCUAAUUGCAGCCCUCGGCGAGGCCACCGCUACUCCAUACUUUAUUUACCGUCUUCGAGAUGCAAUGCUCUCCGAUCCCACCGGCCGACGUAUCCUCCGCGAUCGACCCCGCAUCACCUCCGAGACUCUCAACAUGUCCUACCUUCGCACACUCCCCGAGAACUCCGUCGGCCGCACAUACGCUACCUGGCUCGACCGGGAGGGCGUGUCUCCAGAUACUCGGGACAACGUGCAGUACAUCGAUGAUGAAGAGUGCGCCUACGUUAUGCAGCGGUACCGCGAGUGCCAUGACUUCUACCACGCGGUGACGGGGCUGCCGAUCUUCGUAGAGGGCGAGCUCGCCCUGAAGGCGCUAGAGUUCCUGAAUACACUUCUGCCCAUGACGGGUCUAAGUCUGUUUGCGUUUAUACGAAUGAAGCCUGCUGAGAAGGAGCGCUUUUUGACGCUGCAUUUGCCGUGGGCUGUGCGCAGUGGGCUGGGAAGUAAAGAGUUGAUUAAUGUGUACUGGGAAGAGGUGUUGGAGAAGGAUGUGGACGAGCUUCGGGCUGAACUGAACAUCGAGCGACCACCAGAUCUGAGGGAAAUCCGGAAAAUGAUUCGGAAGCAGCAGAAGCAGGAGAAGGAGAGACAGCAAAUGUCGAGUUGA